AUGAGGUCAUCUUCUAAUAUUAAAGUCCAAUUAGAUAUAAAUGGUGUACCUGUUGCGGCGGUUAUUGAUACCGCGGCUCAGGUAACUAUAGUAUCUGAUAAACUGUAUAAUUCCUCUAGUUCAAAUCCACCCAUUCUGAAAAAGGUAAUAUUACAUACAGCAGGACGAGAUUUGAAGAUGACAAGAUACAGAGUUGGGCCGGUAAGUAUUGUCAUAAGGUCUCAGACUUUCAUUGAUAAUGAAGUAUUUGUAGCGCCAGUGGAUGAUGACAUGCUCUUAGGACUAGAUUUCCUACAACAGCACCAGGCCAUAAUCAGCAUGAGUGGAGGUAAUCUUGAAAUUGGCCAUGAGCGUAUAGCAAUGAAUUCUUGUUCUGAUGGUGAUCUUAGUACAGCAAGAGUGGCUAAAGUCACAAUGGUUAAAAAUAUUAAUGUCCCACCUUAUGCUGUACUUCGAGUGCCAUGCAGUUUAAGUAUGUCAUUGGAUGAUUACGUUAUUGAGCCAAUUCAGUCAGAUAUCCUUUUGUCUCCCAGAUUAUUACAGUCCAAUGGAUGUAUGCCCUUAAUCUGCUUUGUAAAUCUCUCUAAUAAAAAUAUCAAGUUGAUACGGGGAGAAAAAGUCGGGACUGCUCAUGAGAUCGUAGAUGUAAUAUCUGAAGUAGAGUCUGGGGAAAUCAAAUUACAGAAGGUGUCCUCUAAAGAUACAUCCGAAAAUGAGGUACCUGAGCACCUGAGAGAUUUACUGAUUAAGUCUGGAGAGCAUUUGUCAUCUCAAGAAAAUUCACUCCUCAGAGAUGUCCUAUCCUCCUAUGCAGAUGUUUUUGCCAAGAACGAAUUUGACUUGGUCAAGUUCACAGCCAUUGAACAUGGAAUUGACACUGGAGAUGCUAGGCCAGUUAAACAACGCUUGCGCAGAACACCUGCAUGCUAUGUGGACGAGGAGGAAAAACAUCUCAAUAGUUGCCUAGUGCUGGAGACAUUGAUCCCUCAUCAUCAGAAUGGGCAUCAGCACCUGUUUUAG
This is a messenger RNA of Saccostrea echinata, 1020 nucleotides long. RefSeq lists its product as uncharacterized. The record is from RefSeq and is a predicted model, not a curated record. The coding region runs from base 1 to 1020 and encodes 339 amino acids. The transcript has a single exon. Lineage: Eukaryota; Metazoa; Mollusca; Bivalvia; Ostreida; Ostreidae.